AUGGAGAAAAUGAAUAAACUUUACCUUUGGAUUCUCGAUGGUGGUGGCUCUGGUGGUCAGAUGAUGAAUCCCAAUGGUGAGGAGAAGCAAACGGCCACGACCAUCGUUGUCGAUGUCGUACUUGUCAGCUCCCUAGUCAGGCGUCGUUAUUCUUGUGGUCGAUUGGCCGUAGGGAUCGCGUGGGGUCAUAUUUUACAGUGUCAAGGUUCGUCAGGGGGUUAUGUCGAUUGGCUCCUGCUUUGGUGGAUUUUCAUGGAGUUAUUGGUCAUCGAGUGGAGACAGACCCGCUGUUUUUUAAUUGAAAACACGAACACUAUGGCCGGCUCAUCUACAUCGCCACCAGUACAGGUACGCUGCACACCCGGCAUCACCACCGUUGAUGAGAACAAUUUUGCAGCAAUUUCUAUUGUCCAUCAAGACAUCAUAGAGACCCACAUAUUGACCCGGCUUGACGGCCCGACUCUCGCAUCCGCCUCCUGCGCCUCUACCCACCUCCUUGCACUCGUAUCGCAGGAAAACCUCUGGACCAACAUCUGCCUCUCCACGUGGCCUUCCAUCGACUCUCCACGUGUAAGACACGUCAUCUCUAGUUUCCACCACAGCUUCCGCUCCUUCUUCUCUGACGCGUUCCCAUUAGCCAUCGAACCCGCGAUCUCAGGAGACUUGUCGGAAAAUCCUAACCUUCCAUCGGAAUUAAUCUCGGCCGUUGAUGUUUAUUACAAGGAGGAGUUGAUUUUCAGUAAAGUCAUCGAAACGGAAACCGUAAGCGCUUGGUUCAACAGCUCGCCGUUUCGGGUGGAUUUAUUGGAUCCGAAAGAAGCGGUUUCGACCCGGAUACCAAACUCGGACAAGGACGACACGUGUCGGGAUCUGGAGGAAGAUAUGGAGUUAAGCUGGAUCAUGAUUGAUCCAACCGGAAAACGGGCGAUGAAUCUCUCGAGUCAAAGACCGGUGACCGUACAUCGACACUGGUUGAGCGGGGAGGUGCACGUGAAGUUCGCGUCGGUAAUAGGCGGAGGAGGAAACGGAGCAGCGACGGAGUGGGUGCAGUGCGGGGUGGUGGUCACGUGCGGGGGGUCAAUGGGAGGGGAGAUGCACGUGAGAGAGGUGAGUUUACAGUUGGAGGACAUGGAUGGAAUGUACCUUAAUGGGAAGGACAGUUUAGGAAUUUUGAAGAGAGGAUUGGAGGGCAAAAGGGGAAAAGGGAAGAGGAAGAAGGAAGUGGAGGACUUUUUGGAAAGGAAAAGAGAAAGAAAAGAGUGGAGAACGAAGAGGGAAGGGACUUUAGAUAUGCUUUGCGUUGCGUUUGGGGUUUCGGCGUUUGCUUAUUCCGCCUUGUUUUUUUUAAGAUAAAAAAUUUCAACAUGUAAAACUCCAUUAAAGUAUUAACCUGUAAAUGAAGAAAUUGAACAAAUUCCAUCCUAAAA
This is a messenger RNA of Hibiscus syriacus, 1427 nucleotides long. Its product is annotated as probable F-box protein At2g36090. The transcript is spliced from 3 exons. The coding region runs from base 1 to 1353 and encodes 450 amino acids. Lineage: Eukaryota; Viridiplantae; Streptophyta; Magnoliopsida; Malvales; Malvaceae. The record is from RefSeq and is a predicted model, not a curated record. Gene Ontology annotation, molecular function: protein binding.